Fimicolochytrium jonesii is the source of this 1100-nucleotide messenger RNA. RefSeq lists its product as uncharacterized. The transcript has a single exon. NCBI's taxonomy places the organism in Eukaryota, Fungi, Chytridiomycota, Chytridiomycetes, Spizellomycetales, Powellomycetaceae. Bases 302 to 991 code for a protein of 229 amino acids. The record is from RefSeq and is a predicted model, not a curated record.
GUCCGCCCACAGGAACUCCACGCAUCCGCCUGUCCCUCCUCCCGGGGGUCGAACUGGAAGCAAAAUAGAAAGAUGACGCCCCCAUAUGUUGUCGCGCUGCCACACCCGUAUGUGUCGAUCUCCCCCCUCUCGAGCCCUCGCACUCUCCUGUCUGCUUGGAACGGCUGUUAUCCGUAUUCCUCCCCUGCUGCGCUUCUCCAUGCAUCCCGUCGCUUCUCCUGCCACCCCAUCCGGGAGAAACCGGAAUGUCCCUUACCUGGCCUCACGGGUCGGGGCUUAGAUAAGCCUGACGCACGGUGGAAUGACACGUCCCGAAAGCUGCCGAGACCCUCCGUGGAUCGAACACGCCGCCGGUACAGACGGCCCCCACAGAUGCCUUGUAGCGGUCGAUGGCCUGGCGAGGAUGAGCCAGACGUCGUCCGGGAGGGGGUUCAAGCCGCAUUGCGAACAUGCUGUGGGCUUCGAGCGUCGGUCGACCGGUGCGCGAGGUGUGGCUGAUCGUGCGGAUGGCAAUCGGAGCACGGAUUGGUCCCCUGCGGCCGAGGUCCGGAACCAGCGAGACGCUGGCAGGGACAACGCAGCGGUUACAGCUUCUUUUGAGGCGAGCAAAUGUGUUCAAGGAGAGUGCAGCCAGGUGAGUGUGAGGAGGCACGAAGGAGGGCGGCAGGAGGGAGCGGAGAGUGACGGGAACGCGAGACGCGUCAGCAGGAACGGCCCUCCUUGCAACGCGAUUCUCCUCUCAGAUGCGGAUCGCCCUCGGAAAACGACCGGAAAACGAUUGGGAGACCCACCAGGGGAAGAGCGGGGGCAGCUGGACGAACUGCACAUGCACACGGGGUACGUCAGAAGGCGCGCGAUCAUCAGGUUGGACCGGCUCUGGGUGCAUACGGCUACGCCGGCUGGAAACGUCUGCAUGAGCUUUUUUUCGAGGCUCGGUUUUCAUCGCGGUCGAGGGAUAUCCUAUGGUGCUGGCCGGUAUAGCAGGUUGUAAAAAAAUGGUUGAAAGGCGUGAAUAUGUAGGGGAGACGAACUGGAUGUUUGAUUGUGGAUGAUGCUGAAGGUUCUUGGUUGAACCUGAGGUUGAGAUGUUGAUGAAAGUU